AUGGGGAAUAAUCAAGAAGUGGAUGGGUUACAGGGCCAUUUCCCUUAUCGCCACAAGGUGAAAAUUGGGGCACACAUGGUGACCUCCAUCGAGGAAUUAAAGGCGGUCUGGCGAAACAAUCUCAGAGGCCGCAUGGGGGAUUCAGCCCGGGAUCCCGGAAUCCCGGUGGUUCGGGGCUCGGGCCGUCUUCUAUGGAAUGCUCCAAGGACUCAAGGAACGACAAGAGAUGCGCCGGAUGACGCACAUGAGAUCCUCACGCAGAUCCCUGUGCGCCACAAACCCCUGAUCCGUCCUGGGAGGCCACAACAACGACCCUUCCUCGAGAGUCUGUCUCUUGAUACGAGAUGGAAUCCUUGGAAAUUGGAUUCUCACCGGCUUUACACUUGCCCUCCAGCAGAGACAUCCUCUGGGGGCCGGGGGGACGGCGGGGCACAGAGGGAGGUUGAGUUAGAGUAUCGCCGGUGUUUCCCACGCCAGUUGAUUGUUGGCGUUGGUGCUGCGGCGCCGCCGAGGGAACAUAGAAUGCAUCUGAGGUUCUUGCAGGUAGCGCCUGUAAUCUUCACGCAACCUCGUGCGUCUCAUCCCAUUGUCGCCAACCGAAGUGCUGGGAUCCAGUCAGCCGCCAAGAAGUUCUUCGUCCAUGUCACUGAUAUCAGGUUCAACCAUGCGGCGGGGCUAAUGGGCGAGCAAUCAACCCAGGAUCCUUCCUCCCCUUAUCCCGGAUUCGAGCAAGGCAUUCUGCAUUCGGCAUUGCCCCUUGAUGGCCGACUUGACAAGCCCGGCUCCAGGAUUGACCACACUAUUUUUGGGCAUAUAUGCUUACUUCUUGAUGGCCUUCUCUUAACCAACAACCUCUUCAACAUCAGACAUUUACUUGACAGCGCGUUUGACGCCCACACCGGAUGUCGUGUUCUAGCUUCCGCGGAGUACGAAUAUGUGGGCACCUCACUUCAAACCCGGAGAGAUGUGCAUCGUGACGGGGAUCAACAGGGUUCAGCCGAGGAAAUAAUUUUCCGUACGACCUCUGAAAAUUUUCAGAUAAGUUACCUUUGUUGGCGGGCUUGA
This is a messenger RNA of Histoplasma capsulatum G186AR, 1065 nucleotides long. RefSeq lists its product as uncharacterized. NCBI's taxonomy places the organism in Eukaryota, Fungi, Ascomycota, Eurotiomycetes, Onygenales, Ajellomycetaceae. The record is from RefSeq and is a predicted model, not a curated record. Bases 1 to 1065 code for a protein of 354 amino acids. The transcript has 4 exons.